This is a messenger RNA of Gorilla gorilla gorilla (western lowland gorilla), 3296 nucleotides long. It is a transcript of the gene SERTAD4, whose product is annotated as SERTA domain containing 4. Bases 441 to 1523 code for a protein of 360 amino acids. The transcript has 4 exons. NCBI's taxonomy places the organism in Eukaryota, Metazoa, Chordata, Mammalia, Primates, Hominidae. The record is from RefSeq and is a predicted model, not a curated record. Gene Ontology annotation, cellular component: nucleus.
GGUGGGGGUGCGGGAAAGGCGCCCCGUGUGCAGCCUGAGGAGCGGCGGCGGCGGCGGGAGCAGAGGGAGGGAGGGAGAGCGGGCGCGCUUGUCAUGUUCCCUCUCUCACCCUGGGGGCAUCCUGCAGAACCUCUCCUCGGAAAUCCACGGGGAAAUGGCAAACAGGAUUGACGGGUUUCACACGCUCCUCGCUAGACAGAGCCGCUCAUUACCAUAACCGUCUGCAGCGACGGCGGCGCAGCGCCCCAGUCGCGGCGGCGGGACCUGCCGGGACCCUUGCCCGCCGCGCACCCGCAGUCACCGCCGAGCGGGCGGCCGGGCCGGGACCCGCGAGUGUGCACCGGCGGCUGGGCUGGCGCCGAGCCCAGAGCGGACCAGCAGCAGCUCAAGCGCUGCGGCCGCCGCCUCCCCGCUGACCCCGCGAUCUGAGGCUGUCAGAGAUGACUCUGGUUCUGUCCAUGAAUAGAUUCUGCGAGCCCAUUGUCUCGGAAGGAGCUGCUGAAAUUGCAGGGUACCAAACACUAUGGGAGGCUGACAGCUACGGAGGCCCAAGCCCCCCAGGGCCAGCACAAGCUCCUUUGCAGGGAGACCGGGGAGCUGGUCCCCCACUGGCAGGAUCACAUUACAGGGGAAUUUCAAAUCCUAUAACAACAUCCAAGAUCACAUACUUUAAGAGGAAGUAUGUGGAAGAAGAGGAUUUUCACCCACCACUCAGCAGCUGUAGCCAUAAAACCAUCUCAAUUUUUGAGGAACGAGCCCACAUCCUUUAUAUGUCCUUAGAAAAGCUAAAGUUUAUCGAUGAUCCUGAAGUGUACCUCCGAAGAUCUGUCCUUAUAAACAAUUUGAUGAAAAGGAUCCAUGGAGAAAUUAUCAUGCAGAAUAACUGGUGCUUCCCUGCCUGCUCUUUCAAUGGCACCUCUGCCCAAGAGUGGUUUAUGGCUCAAGACUGCCCUUACCGAAAACGACCCCGGAUGGCCAAAGAGGAAUGUGAAAAGUUUCAUGCCUGCUGCUUUUACCAAGAAUGUGGUGGCCACUACCUAAAUUUACCCCUUUCUGUCAAUGCUAAUGUUGGAAGUGCCUCCACUGCUGCCUCCUCUCCCUCCGCCUCUUCUUCCUCCUCAUCUUCCUCCUCAUCUUCCUCUUCCUCUCCCCCUUUGCCUUUACCGAGUUGUUCCCACCAGGUGGAUUUUGAUGUAGGUAGUGCAUCUAUUUACAAGAGUGAUGGCCAGAUACCUGCCAAUGAAAUCUUUGUCACUAAUGUCAGAUCACUUGGUGUUCAGGAAAAGGCCAAAUUAAAUGAUGAGAAAGCAAAUAAUGACACCAACAGAGAUGGCGGCCCCCUCAGCCAUGAACCUGUGGGAAAUGACCUUGCUUUUGAGUGCAAAGGCCAAUUUUAUGAUUAUUUUGAGACCGGAUAUAAUGAAAGAAACAAUGUAAAUGAAUCUUGGAAAAAGUCCUUACGGAAAAAGGAGGCUUCACCACCAAGUAACAAACUGUGCUGCAGCAAAGGAAGUAAAAUAUGAGCCAUCUUCUCACUGAACUUUGAAGCAUGCACAGCAUGAUCAGUUAGCUCUCAUAAAUUUUAUUUUGAAUGGAUUUUGUAGUUUUGUACAACAGAUAAAAUUAUGCCAUGAACAUGCCGUGUCGUUUUAAUGCCUGGAGAGCAGAUUGCGUAAAACAUCUGUAUAGCAGGCAUCAGCGAGCUUCUUAUAAAUGUGGUGAUUUUUACCAAGGAAACGAUUGACUUAAUGCUUAAAAGUAUAUCAUAGUUUUCUUACGGAAAAGAUCAGUAGAUUAGAUUGGGGGACAAUGUGCCCUUGCAAUAUUUCCAUUGCCCCCCAAGGAGCCUGUCCCUAGCUAAGAAAUUUCUACAUGUUUGCCAGUUAAUUAGGGAGUUAUUUGGUAAGCAAAUCAAUAUAACCAGCAAAGAUACCUGCUUCUUCUAUAUGAUACAAUAUUUUUUUUAAAUAAAAGACUGAAGACAGGGAGCUAGAUGAAAUGGCUUAAUGGUGCUGUUAAGUAUUUGUACCUAACAGUCUUGUGUGACAGAUGAAAAUAGGAUGUAACAUAAUGAAACACACCUGUCUAGGGGCGGCAAUCAACAGUCUUACACAGAGAGGGUAUUCCCUGCAAGUUUCUGGCUUGCCUGUGAUGGGUGAUGAGGCUUUUAGAGAGGUGUUAUACAGGGCGAUUUUUGGUGCCUUACUUUAUCUUAAUUUUUGCCAAUGUGAAAAUUAAGGAUAAAUCAGAGUUACAGCAGGGAUUUAACAAACAGGACAAAAAAAAAAAAAACAGGGUGGAUCAAUAUGGUUUGGAAACUGUUAACUUUGAACUAUUGUGUUCAGCUUUUGAUUCGACAUCUCUGUUCUUUAUUUUUGAUGCCCAAUUGCUUUUGGAUUCGGCGUUUUUUCAAUAGGGAUGGAGGAAAUGAGAGAGAGAGCUGUUAGAAAGCAGCACGGGCUGCUCGAGCUUUUCUAUGGCAACUGUGUGUUGCUGGGGUUGGGGUUUUCUGGGUUUUGGGUUGUUUUGUUUUGUUUUCUUGUCCAAUGAAGUUCACGAACCAGUGGCAUGCAUUAUACUUUUCUCUGUUUUGCAUCAUUUCACUUGUUGAGAUUAUAAAAGCAUGUGGGUUUUUAUAUAUGAACUUUGCUGUGGAUUAAGAAGCACAAUGUUAAUAAAUGAUGUGGUGAUCAAUAAGGUUUCUCUUAAAGAAUGUAAAGACUUUAGUUUUUUGAAAGUUAUUUUGGAGAACUGGGACUUAAUCUAUAAUAGUUACUAUGUAUUUGGUCUACAUUUUCCAAAUAAUAUCUUUAACUUGUACAUUUGAAAAGUGUUCAGAGUGGCCCUCCUACCAUCCUUCCUUCCACUCCAGCCAACUCUUCCUGCUAAACUGUAUUCCAGUUUCCAAGUUUACUAAUUGACUUGGGCCUGUUCAAAUAAUACUUCACAGAAACCAAAUGCCAAACGGAGGAAAUAAGUAAGCCCUCCCAGUUUCUCCAAGAUAAAGCUUUUUUUAUUAUUGCUAUUAAUAUUAAAUAUAGGUCUCAUUCAUACAGUGUAUGAGUAGGAUCCUUUGGACAAUUGUCCACAAAGACCAAUUUUUAAAACAUUUUCUUGUGUUAUAGUUAAAUAGUCUAGUAAUGUUUUGUCCUUUAUUUUCAAUAUUUGAUAAACAUUUGAUGUUCAAAACUUAGCUAAUAGAUGCUUGUAUAUGAAUGUGUUGUAAUAAAGUGAGGUUUUCUUGAUAUAUAUUUAUUAAGAUGAUAAAAAUUCAUUAAGAUUUUUUUAAAUUUUAA